GUGACUUGGCUUUUGUGGCUUUCAUCCCAAGACUGUGACUUGGCAUCUGUCACCUGCUCCAUUGUUCUUGACUCUGAAGACGACAGCAUUCAAGGAACCGGGAAUCUGACUGCCUCUGAGAGGUGUGGUUUCAAAGGACUGAUUUCUGGAGGAGACUAAGAGCCUGCUGGACUCGGGGUUUAAGGUCUGGUUGAACGUCUGGAGGGUUGCCUUGCCAAGCAUGAAGGCUAUCAUGUGAUUCCAGGACUGGGCAGGAGUCGUCAUGCAUUCCAACUGCGCUGCCGAGAAUGGGCGGCAGCCCCAGGAAGUUGCCCGGCUGAUCAAGAAGCACCUGGUGCACUCCAUCAAAGCCCUGCAGAAGCAUUACGUGACGUCCGACGCGCUCGUAACCAGUGACGACGGGGACGCCAACACUCUCUGUUGUGCGCUGGAGGCGGUGUUUGUGCACGGACUGAAGGCCAAGCAUAUCAAGACGGAAGCUGGAGCCAAAGGGAGGAAACUAGGGGGGCGCCCGCCCCUUCCUCAGCCUGUUUUCUGGGCCCUUCUAAAAUCUAUCACGCACAGAAACAUAAUUUCUGAACUGGAACGCCUGGACUUCAUCAACACAGACGUGGGGCGCUGCCGCGCGUGGCUCAGGCUGGCGCUGAACGACGGCCUGAUGGAGUGCUACCUGAAGCUCCUGCUCCACGAGGAGGCCCGCCUGUCCGAGUACUACCACUCGCCGGCCCUGCUGCUGGAUGCCGAGGAGUGCGAGUUCCUCCUGAGCUACCUGCGGGGCUUGUCCUCCCUCGCCUUCGACCUCUCCUACAAAUCGGCCGUCUUGAACGAGUGGACCGUCACGCCUCUCUCGCUGUCAGGGCUGUGCCCGGCCUCUGAACUGCUGGACGCCCUGGGGGGUUUGGAGCCGCGGAGGAAGGUGUCGCUGGGCUCUCUCUCGCAGUCCUCCGGCUCCGACGAGGUCGAAGGUCGCCCCACUACCUUGCCCCUUGCCAGAGGCCAGCGGGCCGAGACGCUCACGGCCUCCAACCUGAGCCUGAGCACGACGGGCUCCUCGCAGCUCUCCUCCAGCCUCGGCUCAGACGGGCUCCUCCCUGGGAGCUGCACCCGGAGCCCAGACAGGGGGGAAGGGCCCGUCUUGGGUGGUGCUGAAGUUGGUACCGCAGCCGCGAACGACUUGGACCGGUCACUCCAGGAGGUGCUAGCGGAAUUCAGCCGAGCACGAAGGAAACUGGACUCUGCGGAAGAGAAGCCGAGCCCUGCCCUGGCCGAGUCCCCCCUGCCACGGGGCCCCUGUCCCGCAGCCCGGUCCUGCACGGCACCCCUUCCUUCCACGGAAGGGGCUGGGAGCCCUGCACUCGUCAUCCAGUCGCCACCUCCUCCUCCCCCGCUGUGACCACAGCCUCCCGGUGGAGGCGUCCCACUGGAAACGGGCAAAACCGCAGAGACCUUGGCAGCCCUUUGUGCCAGGAUCCCGCCCGCCCCCGGGCUGGUCGGAACACGCGUUGCCAAACGGGAAGGGGAAGCACCCCGGAUUCACUGUGUUGUCAGCAGAGAGGUGGAAGAGGGCAUCUGCCACGUGAAUGGCCACGUGAAUGACGGAAACCAGGCAGGGAUGGGAGAACUUCCCUCACCAAUCUCUCCGGUGGGCUGUCUGAAAACAAAUUGGAUCACUGAGGAUGAUUUUCACCUUCCUCCUCCUGCUGAGGAGGGAAGAGGCCCCUCCUCUCCCCACCGGGCACCUCCAGAGAGAGCGGUUGGUGUCCAGCCACCGAUGCAGAGGGAUCCGGGCCCACUUCGGACGCCUUCCCCAGAGUCCUGGAAAUCCAAACCAUCCCCUGAGCGAGAAGCAAAGGGUUUCAGUGUAGUCCAUAGGAGGCAGAUAGGCCUUUCCAACCCGUUCCGCGGCCUGCUGAAGCUGGGGAACCUGGAGCGGCGGGGAGCCGUGGGCAUCUGGAAGGAGUUCUUCUGCGAGCUCUCGCCCCUGGAGCUGCGCCUGUUUGUGGACAGCGAGGAGCGGGUGUGUGUGGAGACCUGCUCCCUGCUGCGCUGCGACUCCCUGGGGGCGGCGCACCACGACGGCCGGUUCGAUCUCGUCUUCUCGGGCAAGCAGCUGUGCCUUCGGGCCGCCUGCCGAGACGAGGCGGAGGACUGGCUGGACCGGCUGCACGAAGCCCUUCAGAAGUGCCGGCCUCAGGCGGAGGAGGACUGGGGGACCAUCGAGUGCCCGGAAGAGGCGGAGGACCUUGAGGCAAGCCCUGCCGGUGGGGAGCCCGGGGGUCCGUUGGGCCUCCUGCUGUACGAUGAAACUGGCGAGAACGAGCCGGACUGGACGUGUGCCCUCGCCCCCGAGGUGGAUGCGGUCAAGGAGUCUGUCCUGUACCUGGAGGCGGACCGGGCCUGGGUCCCUUUCGUGUUCUCCUUGUCCUUAGAAGCCCUGAAGUGCUUCAAGGCCAGGAACGGCGAGAAAACCCUGAGCAACAGCUACGGGGUCGAGACCAUCCAGGACAUCCUCCCUGACGUCAGCCUGGGCGGGCCGGCCUUCUUCAAAGUCAUCACCUCGAAAGCGGUGCUGAAGCUGAGGGCCCAGAAUGCGGAGGAGGCCGCGGACUGGAGAGACCUGGUCCGCCAGGUGCUCAUGUCCUACCUGGAGACCGCCGAGGAGGCCCUGACGCUUGGAGGCAACCUGGAUGGGAACUCGCAGGCCAUCCUGAAGAACACCGUCAGGGAGAACGGCUUCCUCCUGCAGUACUUGGUCGCCAUCCCCACAGAGAAGGGUCUGGACUGCCAGAGCUUCAUUUGUGCAGGCUGCUCCAGGCAGAUCGGCUUCUCCUCUCCGAAGCCCAAGUUGUGUUCGUUCACGGGCCUCUAUUACUGUGACAGCUGCCACCGGGACGACGAAGUGGUGAUCCCUUCACGCCUGAUCCACAACUGGGAUCUCACCCGGCAUCCGCUGGCCACAAGGCUGUUCCGCGUGCAGCAAGAUGCGGAUCUGGAGGGGACGUACGAAGCCAGGCUUCCCCAGGAGACCACCGCGCUGGAUCACCGGCAUUACCUCCUGGAGACUCUCCAUAAAUACAGUGUGGCUGACCUGAGUCAGAUCGCAGACGGCGUGUUUGAGACGUUCCUUCAGUCCCUGAUUCAGUUCGCUUCCCACCACGUCUACAACUGUGACCUUUGCACCCAGAGGGGCUUCAUCUGCCAAAUCUGCAACAGCAACGACAUCAUCUUCCCCUUUGAGUUCGACACAACGGCCAGGCCCUACACGAGAGCAGGCCGCCUGGCCGAGGAAGGGCACAGACGACGCGUUGGAGGGGAGAUCCGGCAAAGGGGCGAGAGAGGGCCGCUGGAUCAGUCGGAGAGGAGUGAAGCGGAGGCAGGUCCGGGCCAGACGCGCAGGCUGGGGCAGGUCCGUGCAGCUCUUGACAGGAGGAGCCGGGAUGUGCGGUGA
Messenger RNA from Gekko japonicus, 3448 nucleotides. RefSeq names its product pleckstrin homology and RUN domain containing M1 (gene PLEKHM1). The record is from RefSeq and is a predicted model, not a curated record. The transcript has 13 exons. NCBI's taxonomy places the organism in Eukaryota, Metazoa, Chordata, Lepidosauria, Squamata, Gekkonidae.